AGCCGCCAAAUGGAUGAAGUUGCGCUUUAAAAGUCUAGUCUCUGUUUUGGACGAAUUAACCAGUGGAGGAAAAAACGAGUACGAUUUUGCCAGAACAAUGGAAAACAGUCAUCAAUCUCAAUCCCUGAAACUCCUCCACCAUUUCCAAGUCUCUCCUUCCCCGCCACCGUCCGCCGUCGCCAACCUUCCGCUCACUUUCCUCGACUACCCAUGGCUGCUCUGUCGCCCGAUGCAGCGCCUCUUCUUCUACGAUCCCCCGCUCUCAACUCUUCAAUUCACCCAAACCAUCCUCCCUCGCCUCACGACCUCCCUCUCCGCCGCCCUCCACCACUUCUUCCCUCUCGCCGGCCACCUAAUCUCCCCCGCGCCGCCUCACCGCCCUUGCCUCCGCUACUCAGACGGAGACUCUGUUCCCCUCACGGUGGCAGAGUCAGGCAGCGACUUCGACCAGAUGAUCACCAACGACCAUCCAAGAGACGCCAGGGAGCUGCGCCCUUUCGUCCCUGAGAUGCCGGAUUCAACUACGGAGCCGGACGGCACGAAACUGGUGCCGCUGUUGGCCGUUCAGAUCACUCUGUUUCCGGGGAAAGGCGUCUGCAUCGGCUGCCAGUUCGCCCACGUGGCCACCGACGGGAUGGGUUUCCACCACUUCGUCAAAUUCUGGGCUUCUCUGUUUAGGUCGUUAAAUUCAGGGGAGAAAGAAGACAAGAAGAAUACUUCUCCUACUGUUCCAUCGCCGGCGAGAGACAGGGAAUUGAUCCGGGGAGCUUACCCGGGUCUGGAAUCGGUUCUAUUGAACCAGUGGUUCGAGUUCGGAUCGUCGUGGGAUUUUGAUUCGGGUCCGACCCAUUACCGAGACCUCUCCGAUAAAGUCCGAUCCACCUUCGUGAUUACCCGGACGAACAUCGAGAGGAUGAAGCUCUGGGUUCGGAGGAAAAAUCCGACACCGUUUCGCCUCUCUGCUUUCGUGGUGACCACGGCUUUUAUCUGGGCCAAUCUCGUAAAAUCCCAGGCCGUCGGAGACUCGUCGGUCGGCCCCGACGGUCUCUACCGCCUCAGCUUCGUCGCCGAUUGCCGGCAGCGGCUCCAGAUCGGGUUGCCCCCUUCGUACUUGGGGAAUUGCCUGGGGAUUUAUUACGUUUCGAUGAAGAAAAGCGAUGCGGUGGGGGAGCACGGAUUCGCCGUGGCGGCGGAAGCGAUUGGGAGGAAAGUGGAGGAGCUGGAGAGCGGCGGCGGCGGGCUGUUGAGAGGGGCGGAGAGGUGGGCGCCGGAGUGGAAGGAGCUGUCGGAGGAAGGCCGGCUGAUUGCGAUUGCUGGGUCGCCGAGAUUGAAGGUGUACGAGACGGAUUUCGGGUGGGGGAAGCCGAGGAAGAGCGAGGUUGUUCAGGUCGACUGUUCGCCGUCGGUGGCUCUGUGUGAGAGCCGCGACGGCGGCGGCGGAGUUGAGGUUGGAUUGGCGAUGACGAGGAGUAAGAUGGAGGUUUUUAGUGGCUUGUUUCAUGAUUUCCUGGGUCAAAUUGAAGAAUUUCCGGCUUAACCUUCAACAAUUUGAAAUGUCUGAAAUCAAUUUCAGCAGUAAUCCAACAAAAAACUUCCUCCGGCCAUUUCCUUUCUCCACUUAUCAGAAGAUUUUAGCUGAUGUCCUGUUGACACCUAAAAUUAAUUCGACCAGAAUUAAAUGUCGCAUUAAUUAGUCUCGGCAUUUAAGUUGAUACCGCGCAUAAAAAACGGUAUCGUUGGGAGUCGAGCGGCGUCGCGGAGAACUAAAACGGUACCGCAAGGAAGCUCAGUGGUGCCGCGGUACCGCAAGGAAGCUCAGUGGUGCCGCGGUACUGCAAACGACACCGCUUACCGAAAAACAAGAGGGCCGCGGGUGGGUAUUGGAGAAGGAGUUUUCUCUAAUUAAUUAUUAUUUUUAUUCCUUGUUGGAUUGGAAGAAGCGGCACCGAGUGGAGUUAAAACGGUGCCGCGGAGAGCUAAAACGAUGCCGCGGAAUUAAAAACAGUACCGCGA
Molecule: messenger RNA, 2013 nt
Organism: Linum trigynum
Lineage: Eukaryota; Viridiplantae; Streptophyta; Magnoliopsida; Malpighiales; Linaceae
Source: the annotation of a GenBank genome assembly